Messenger RNA from Abrus precatorius (Indian licorice), 1339 nucleotides. RefSeq names its product NAC domain-containing protein 100-like. The transcript has 3 exons. Gene Ontology annotation, molecular function: DNA binding. The coding region runs from base 1 to 1062 and encodes 353 amino acids. Lineage: Eukaryota; Viridiplantae; Streptophyta; Magnoliopsida; Fabales; Fabaceae. The record is from RefSeq and is a predicted model, not a curated record. Gene Ontology annotation, biological process: regulation of DNA-templated transcription.
AUGGAAAACGUUUUAGUCCUGAGUAAGGAAGAGGAUCAGAUGGAUUUGCCUCCUGGGUUUCGUUUUCACCCAACUGAUGAAGAGCUUAUUAGUCAUUACCUCUACAGAAAGGUAACUGACACAAAUUUUUCUGCUAAAGCCAUUGGAGAGGUUGACUUGAACAGGUCUGAGCCAUGGGAUUUGCCAUGGAAAGCCAAACUGGGAGAGAAAGAGUGGUACUUUUUCUGUGUGAGAGACAGAAAAUACCCAACUGGGUUGAGGACCAACAGAGCCACUGAGGCUGGAUACUGGAAGGCCACAGGGAAAGACAAAGAGAUUUACAGAGAAAAAACUCUUGUGGGAAUGAAGAAAACUUUGGUUUUCUACAAAGGAAGAGCACCCAAAGGAGAGAAAACAAACUGGGUCAUGCAUGAGUAUAGACUUGAGGGUAAAUUCUCUGUCCACAACCUCCCCAAGACUGCUAAGAAUGAGUGGGUGAUUUGCAGGGUGUUUCAGAAGAGCUCAGGUGGCAAGAAGACACAUAUUUCUGGGAUAAUGAGGUUGGACUCUUAUGGAAAUGAAUUGGGUUCUUCUAGUUUGCCUCCUCUCACUGAUUCCUCACCUUCCAUUGGCACCACCAAAGCACUUGGUGUCACUGAAUCGGUUUACGUGCCCUGCUUCUCCAAUCCAAUAGAUGUUCAAAGAGGGAUGUUCGAUUCCUUCAACAACAACACCCUUUAUGGCCUUUCUUCAAACCAUUCAUUUUACUCUACUUGUGGGGUAACUCCACUUCAAGUUCCACCAAAUUUGCCAUUACCUGCUUCUGUUUGCAACCUCCAGGAUCAGACAAUUCUUAGAGCCUUACUGAAUAACCAUGGAAAUGGAUCAAGCUUGAGGAACAGUUUCGAACCAGAGAGGGAAAUGAUCAGUGUUUCACAGGAAACAGGUCUUACUACUGAUGUGAACGCUGAAAUCUCUUCAGGUGUGUUAAAUUGUGAUGUGGGUAGGAGGCACUUUGAGAAUCAGCAGAACCCGCCUGCUUCAGCUGCACCAGUGGACCUUGCUAGCUUGUGGAAUUAUUAAGUUUAAUAUUUGAAAGAAAAUCAACUUUUCAGCGGAAAUUAUUCUCUGGGUUUGAUUCUGAUGCAGUUGUCGUUUGUUUGUCUGUAUAGAUUUUAAGUAAAAGAUGGCACCGAAUAAUCGCGAAGCAUAUCAUAUAUUCUGUAUUGUAAGAUAUAUUGUGAACUUGUGCUGUUUUGGUCCUUUGAUACUUUAGGUAGUUAUGGUUUGGUUGGCAUGAGCGUAAAUGAUUAUUGUGUAUCAGCUUGGGUUAAAUUAAUGCUAGAACGAGACAUUGUUU